This is a messenger RNA of Mesoplodon densirostris (Blainville's beaked whale), 4472 nucleotides long. RefSeq names its product CD99 molecule like 2 (gene CD99L2). The transcript has 11 exons. Bases 77 to 868 code for a protein of 263 amino acids. NCBI's taxonomy places the organism in Eukaryota, Metazoa, Chordata, Mammalia, Artiodactyla, Ziphiidae. The record is from RefSeq and is a predicted model, not a curated record.
GCUCCUCCCCGACCACCCCCUCGGGUGCUCUCGCGCUAACUGUGCGCCUCUGGGCCCCGUCUGCCCGCUCCCAGCCAUGGUGGCCUGGCACUCGGCGUUCCUCAUCUACCUCGCUUUCUCCUUGGCCACUCUGGUCCAGAGAGGAUCUGGGGACGUUGGUUUCAGUCUGGAGGAUGCAUUGGAAGAAACUUCCUCAGUGAAGCAGAGAUGGGACCAUGUCACCACCACAACCAGGAGACCGGGAGCGACCAGAGCUCCAGCAAAGCCUGCAGGUAGUCAAUUUGACUUGGCUGAUGCUUUGGAUGAUCAAGAUCAUGGCCACAGGAAGCCGAGUGCAGGAGGAGGAGAGAGAUGGGACCAUGUCACCACCACAACCAGGAGACCGGGAGCGACCAGAGCUCCAGCAAAGCCUGCAGGGCCCCCUGGAGAAAAAGAAUUUGACUUGGCCGAUGCCUUGGAUGAUCGAAAUGAUCAAGAUCAUGGCCACAGGAAGCCAAGUGCAGGAGGAGGAGGUUUUUCAGACAAGGAUCUUGAAGACAUAUUAGGAGGUGGUGAAUACAAACCUGACAAGGGUAAAGGUGAUGGCCAGUAUGGCAGCGGGGACGACUCAGGAUCCGGCAUGUCGGCAGAGGCCGGCACCAUUGCCGGCGUGGCCAGUGCUCUGGCCAUGGCCCUGAUCGGCGCUGUCUCCAGCUAUAUCUCCUACCAGCAGAAGAAGUUCUGCUUCAGCAUUCAGCAGGGUCUCAGUGCGGACUACGUGAAGGGGGAGAACCCGGAGGCCGUUGUGUGUGAGGACCCCCAAGUGAAAUACUCAGCGCUGCAGACGCAGUCCGCGGAGCCGCUGCCGCCAGGGCCGCCCCGGAUCUAAGGGGCUGAGGACGUGAGGCCCUGCCCCGCCAGGCAGGCUGUGGGCACACAGGGCCGCUGCUUGGGACCCAGCUCCUUGUUUCGUUGGACCCAUGGCUGCCACGCUGCUCCUUUGAUGUCAUUGGCUUCUUGUCAUUCUCAGUUUUCCGGACGAGCUCUGGGUGUUCGUGAGUUUGCCUCAUGUGCCCGCCCUGCCGCAGGGCCUCCGGAGAGCCUUGCUGCGGAAAUCCUUAGUGAGCUGGGGAGGGGGAGACCGAGCGGAGGGUGGCCAGAGGACACGCGUGCUGAAGGGCAAGAGUCUGAGCCCGGGGCCCUGCCAUCCCCUCCACGCUGCACUGCCUCGCUGGGCGGCUUUCAGCCACAAGGAGCACAUCGGUGAGCGCCGGGUGACACGGCUCACGUGCCAAACCCAGGGGUGUUUUUAUUUCUGUCCUUCUUUCCAGCUCCAGCCCUUACGCCACUGGGCUUCCCAAGAGCUGGCACAAGUGGUGGCUUUUCAUUUAAGUGAAAACAUGUCACAGGAUCCCUGCCUUGAGAGUUCAGGAAUCUUCUGGAUGUGCAGGAGGCUGUGGCUCUCAGGCCUAAUGCCCGUAUGAUGCCGUGGGACUGGACGUGGUCUCCAGGCUGACACGAUUAGUUUGAGUGAUCAUUUAUGCUGUGGCAGUGAGCUUUCUACUGGGGCUGGGGGCGUGUGUGUGCUUAUUUUGGUAGCAAAAGCUACAGAUGUCAAGAAUGAGCAUCAGAGCCUGAAGCAUGCCAGUUGGUUGCCUAAAGAUGUACGUAGUGGGGAGGGGAGGGCAAAGGGACGUUGGCUUGGUGUGGGAGCUCACCUGCCUCUGUGAGUCUCUAGUCAUCCUGCCCAUCCUCUGACGGACAGCGCGUAGGGGCCCACGGGCACCCGGACCGGUGGCCGCCGUCAUGUUUGGCUGGAGCAGAGCUGCCUUCCUGGAACAUUUGUCAGGCCCACGUGUGGUCCUGAUCCUGGGAGCGCUGCUGUCGGGCUGAGCUAGAGUCUAGACCCACCGUCUAUGCAUAAUGAGUUCGCGGUGUCAGAGAGCACUUCUGGAAGCAUCGUGUGACUCAGCAGGAAGGCGGGGGCCUAUUAAUCCAGCUUCAUGUGCUGCAGGACUGCUGUGUCCGCCCCUUCACGUCCGCUAGGUGGGGAUGAGGCAACUCCGACUUCUUAGGGAGACAGUUGACAUCUGAACAGACCCCGCAGCUUAGAUGGCCUUGUGUGUUCGUGUUAUACAGGGCAUGCCGUGGGCCCCCCGAUGCCCACGCCUGCAGGCUCACGCCAGGCACGCUGGAUCGUGUGCGGCCCCUGAGCUCCGGGAAGUGAGCAGCCGAGGGGUCGCUGGUGAGGUCUGCCUGUCUCCAGGACCUCCCUGCCCUGCCCUCGUGGGACAGGCUGCUGUCAGCUUUGCCAGGCUCGUCCCUUCCAGGCUGGCCAGGGCUGAUGUCCCCACCCCCCUGCUGCUGGGCUGGAGGCGGCUCUGACGGACUUUAGGUGACAGCAAGCUAUGAAUGCAAAACAGGGUGACCUCAGGGCCCAGGGAGGGCCCGUGUCCUGAGUAACAGGAGUUGGGGAGGAUCAGGGCGGUGCUCGGAAGCCCAUCGCGUUAGGAGGGCUGCUCACCCAUGUUCCCGAGCGUUUUAAAGAAGGAGACGAGGCAGCACUUGUGUGUGACAAGAUGCUUCUCUCCCAGCCACCGGGAAGUUCGGACAUUUAUACAGAAGUCACAGGCACGGCAGUGACUAGGAAGUGACAUGACCCAUGUGAUUCUGGGCAUGGCCAGGCACGGCGCCCCCGGUGGGCCACCUUAGCUCUGUGGCGAGGCUCAUCUGAUGGUGAAGACCCUGAAAUCCUAUCUGUGACGUGAAGUCCGUGCCCUCUGCAAAUGCAUUUUCGCAGUAGCACUGACUUUGGUUAAGAGAGACCCAUCACGCUCUUCUUGUCUCUCUCAGUGCCCUCUGUGGCAAGCCCAGAGCCUAGCACCCAUCCCCGAGCCAGUGGCCGGAGAGGCCUUGAAAGUCACUCACCCACCCGUUUGCAGGGCUCACAUCCUGUGGACGGGGUGUGGGGGACCGACGCUGGCUGAUGCCCGGGGGCUCUUGUAGCUGUCUCUACCUGGAGGCUGCAUCCACCAGCUUGGGCCCAUCCCAGGUGGUAGUGGAGACAGUGAGUGAGCUAGAAAGGCCAGCUGACAGUAUCUGAUCACUGUCACCUUAACUGGGGGCACGGAGAGGGGGCUCAGUGUUUACAGUAGCAACUCCGAACCCCUGGGGGAAGGAGGCAGGGCAGCCUAGCCGUCUUGGGCACCCUCCCCCCGUGGCACCCAGAGAGCAGCACCAGGCCCACCGCCUCGGCUGCUUGGGGUGGGGGUCAGUACCAGUUCUCCGAGGAAGAAGAAGAGGUGGGCACUGACCUCAGGAUUCCUGUUACUUCCUCUGUGCUCGUGUUAAUUGUGAAUUGUAAGCUCUCUCGUGUUCGCAUUAAACAAAACGGAACCUAACAGAUCCCUGCCUGUAUUCUGAUAGUGUCAAGGCACCCCCUUUGUUAAGCAAUGCUGUUUUUUCCUAAUUAAUUAUAUGGAGGUGACCUCCUUCCCCUCCCCGCCAGCCAAGGGCCUUUCUCAAGAGGGUUAGGGCUCUUGCACUUACCCUCUUGCUGUGCGGCUUCAUGUCGGGCUUCCUGGGGGCGGUCCCCUGUGUGGCACAGGGAGCUAAGGUCGUGCCCCAUGUCACGGGGGUGGGGAGGGGCAGAGGCAGGCCCCCAACUCGCGACUCCUAAGCCCAAUGCUCUGCCUUCUUCAGAGAAAGCCAGUAGCCAGGGUCGACUCAGGUGACGUGUGGCUGUUUGAGCCCGAGAAAGCGGAGCGGGGCCGGGGCCACGCAUGCAGCGUGCUCUGCUGCGGACAAGGCGUGCGCUUGUCACACGGUGCGCCUUGCAAACUGAGAAGGGAACGUGAGGAAGAUGUGGGGGCCGCUGGCAGGGCUUCACACUGCGGUGGGUGGCGCCUUCUUGCCAUAGCAGCCUUGUAGUAAAGUAGAACUGAGUCCUCAAACCCAGCCCCCACGUGACUCUGCCGUGCAGAAGUUGUGGCCCUCCUGGCCUUGCCGCUCAGGCGUCGCUGCCGGGGCCCACGACUGCAGUGACUGCUGCGUGGAGAAGGAAAGGGACACCAGGCCUUAGAAGAAGGGUGGUCCCCAGAGGCUGCCAUGGUUUCGUCCAGGCCUCUUAUAGCCCCGUAAAGGCCAGCAUUCCCUCCGGAGACUCUGGGGCGGGGGGAGGGGGACCCCAGGGCUUCUCAGAAGUCUGUCACACUUAAGAUCUAGGACUCAUGGGCUGGAAAGCUGGCCCUGCUUUCUCGGGGCCACACGUGCCUCUCAGGGGGUCCAGUCCUUUCCUCACAUCUUCAGCAUUUUCUCAAGGUUAAGGUGCAGGGGCGUUUCAGAUUUUAAAAUCAGAAUAGUUAUCCAUUUCAGCCAAAACACUCAACUCUUAUGAUAAUUGCACUUACAACUUAGUAAAUGAAUUAAAUUAUGUAAGGGUACCUUACAUGUACUAACUGUGCUUGGCAUGUAAUAAAAUGACGUGUAUUGAA